This is a messenger RNA of Daucus carota subsp. sativus, 1647 nucleotides long. Its product is annotated as leucine-rich repeat receptor-like protein kinase PXC1. Gene Ontology annotation, biological process: protein phosphorylation. The coding region runs from base 89 to 1498 and encodes 469 amino acids. The transcript has 2 exons. Gene Ontology annotation, molecular function: ATP binding; protein kinase activity. The record is from RefSeq and is a predicted model, not a curated record. Lineage: Eukaryota; Viridiplantae; Streptophyta; Magnoliopsida; Apiales; Apiaceae.
CAUUGUUUGUGACGAUUGACAGAAUAUAUCACCUCAAUAUCUUCAGAUACUACCAAUACCUUGUUUUAUUUUCACAAAACAAGUUGCCAUGAGGCAGAGAAAAAGCCAUUCUGAUCGUAUUAUGAGGAUAUUGCUGGUAUGCAUUGCAGCAUUUGCAUUCUUUGUCAGAGUCUGCAAUGCAGAUGAGUUGUCAGAACCCGAAAACGCGGUCAGGCUUACUGUUGGAUUCAAUCAUGAGAAGGUUUAUCGACGUGCAUUGUUGCAGAGUAGUGGAAUCAGAGAAGAUGUGGAUGCAUUAUCUCCUGCUGACAGCUUGGUGGAUCAUCACAGGAAGCCGAAGAACUGGACAUUUGUUAGAUGGUUACCGUUAUUUGUAGGCCUGGCCUUUUUCUUUCUACUCGCGUAUUAUGGUAACAAAAAGGCCAUUCAGACCAUGAAAGAUAAGGAGAUUCUGAAGAUCCUGACGCAGUCUCCAGUGCCUCCUCCAAGUUUUCCGCCUAUGAAAGAUGUGGAAGAAGUGAAGCCUGUUAAAGAAAAUCCGACAGAUCUCUGUUUCUUUGUUGAGGAGGAAGAGAGGUUUAAAAUGUCGGAUCUUCUUGAAGCACAAGCCAAUUUGCAAGGCCACGGGCUCUGCAGCAGCCUCUAUAAGGUUACGCUCAAGAACAAUGCAGUCUUUGCAGUCAAGAGACUGAAGCAAUCACCUAUCUCAUUCGACGAGUACUGCAGUGUCAUGGGAAGGAUAGGGAAGUUACGACAUCCAAACAUACUUCCUCUCGUGGCCUAUGGCUUCACGGUUGAGGCAAGGCUUCUCAUUUACAAGUUUCAACACAAGGGGAGCCUCCUUUCGGUGCUGGAAAGGUAUAACGAGGGCAAGAAGGAUUUUCCAUGGACAACUAGGCUGUCCAUAGCUGUAGGCAUCGCGAGGGGCCUGAACUACAUUUACCAAAGCGGUGAAGAUCAAGAAGUUAUUCCACACGGUAACAUCAAACUCUCCAAUAUUAUGCUAAACGACGACGAGCUGCCACUUAUAAGUGAAUACGGUUACACAAAACUCAUGGACCCGAAGAAAUCCUGCCUCAUCAAUGCCAAUGGACACACAGCACCCGAAAAGACCUUAUCCGAACAAAGUGAUGUGUUCAGCUUCGGGGUGAUUCUGCUGGAGCUUCUAACCGGAAAAAUAGUUGAGAAGAGUGGAGUAGACCUUCCAAAAUGGGUGAGGGCCAUGGUGAGGGAGGAAUGGACAGGAGAGGUCUUCGACAAGGAGAUUGCUAAAAUCGCGAAGCACGCCUUCCCUUUGCUCAACAUUGCUCUGAAAUGUGUGGCUCAUCUUCCUCAAGACAGGCCAACCAUUGCAGAAGUUGUUGAGAAAAUUGAAGAGGUUGCAAAUCAGCAUGAUGAUCUCUCCCCUGCUUCAACUACUUCUAUCGAAUCGAAUCCGCAAUGUCUACUUCACUCUGUGGUGCCGGAAGAAUGGGAUACUCCUGGAUCAUCCUGCUGAAGUUUUGCACAAGUUCUGUCAUGAUUUAUCAGAGUCUCUUUCUUUUUGCACUUAGUAGUAGCUAGGAACAGCCUAAAUGAACAAGUAUCAAGAAAUAAAUUUGUAGUAGUAUAUGACAUUUGAGCUUUUAAAUCCUAUUUAGAUGCAAA